Solanum dulcamara is the source of this 1081-nucleotide messenger RNA. RefSeq lists its product as uncharacterized. The record is from RefSeq and is a predicted model, not a curated record. The transcript has 2 exons. NCBI's taxonomy places the organism in Eukaryota, Viridiplantae, Streptophyta, Magnoliopsida, Solanales, Solanaceae. The coding region runs from base 529 to 807 and encodes 92 amino acids.
AGAUGGAGGGAGGGAGUAAUAAAUGGUACACUCAGACGAAAAGCAAAGCAUCAUGACAAUAGGCCUAUAUAUAUAAACUUGUAUAUGGUCAGAUUAAUUAGAAGCAUAUAACUAUUUCUGCAGAUAAUUACAUAAAGUCGAAACAUAAAUAUAGAUGGCACGAUUCAAUGGUGUGGGAUUAGAUGUGAGCACAACACUUGAAGGAUCGGGCUUAAUGAUAAUGGUGGGAAUGAUUAUUAUGUCUGUUUUAAUGAUUUCUAUGGUUAUUUUUGCUUGUGGGGAUCACUCCUCUAAUGGCGAAAAGGACGACGAUGGGUACUAUCAUGUAAGUGGAGGAGGCGGUGGAGCAGGUUGCGGUGGUGGUUGUGGUGGUGGUGGUUGUGAUGGUGGUGGUGGUGGUGCUGGCGGUGGUGGUGGCGUUGGUGUUGAUUAAACUCUUGUUGCUGUGGAGUCAAUAGCUUGUUCUUGGAUAUUUAUUGAUUUUCUUUUGGCUUGUGUCCAGAGAAUUGACUAAAGUAUAAACAAAAUAUGGCGCGAUUCUACGGUGUGGUAGGUGCUGACUCACCAAUCGAGGGUUCAGGGCUGAUGAUAAUGGUGGGAAUGGUUGUUAUUUCAAUUUUAAUGAUUUCUAUGGUCAUUUUUGCUUGUGGAGACUCUUCUAACGAAAAAAAGAAGCGGAGGGGCGGUGGAUGGUUUUAUGGUGGUGGCUGUGGUGCUGGUGAUGGAGGAGGAGGCUGUGGUGGUGGUGGUGGCGGAGGAGGCUGUGGCGGUGGCGGUGGCGGCGGCGGCGGCGGUGGUGGGAGUUAAAUAAUUAAUUCUUGCGUUUGUGGAUGAGUCAAAGAGUUUAUUCUUGGAUAUAUAACAUAUCUUUCGGCUUGUGUGGAUUAGAGUCCAUGAAAUAUAUACAAAAUUUAGGUGUUAUAUAUAUAUAUAUAUAUAUAUAUAUAUAUAUAUUGUUUGUAUAAAUAAACUUUUCACAUUAUUAGGUUACUAUCUCAAAGGAUAUACACAUGAAAAAAAUUGUAAAAUGUUAAAUUUGUACUUUUGAAAAUAAAAUAAAUUACGUAUUAUAAUAGAUAAA